Mastomys coucha (southern multimammate mouse) is the source of this 1110-nucleotide messenger RNA. RefSeq names its product TD and POZ domain-containing protein 2-like. Gene Ontology annotation, biological process: proteasome-mediated ubiquitin-dependent protein catabolic process; regulation of proteolysis. The transcript has a single exon. Gene Ontology annotation, cellular component: nucleus; cytoplasm. Gene Ontology annotation, molecular function: ubiquitin protein ligase binding. Bases 1 to 1110 code for a protein of 369 amino acids. The record is from RefSeq and is a predicted model, not a curated record. Lineage: Eukaryota; Metazoa; Chordata; Mammalia; Rodentia; Muridae.
AUGUCAGGAGAUAUGGAAGUCAAUAACUGGGGCUCCUCACAUAUCAAGGUUCAGAAAUUCUGGUAUGAGUGGACCAUUAGCAACUUUUCAUGUUGCAUGAGGGGAAUUCGGAGAAAAAUUCAAAGUCCAGUGUUCUCAUUAGGGGCCAAUGAUGAAGUGGCCUGGUGUUUGAGAGUAUACCCAAAUGGGGUUGAUGAAGAAAGCAAAGAUUACCUGUCAGUUUACCUGGUGUUGCUCAGCUGUCCAGAGAGCAUAGUUUGGGCAAAGUUCGAGUUCUGGAUCAUAAAUUCCCACGGAAAGAAAUAUAAAAGUAUGAAGAGCAUGAAUGUCAUUAGCUUUCUGUCAAACCAAGAGUGGGGAUUCAGAAAGUUCAUCCCUCAAGAUUUCCUCCUCUCCAAUAAGCAGUGGUUUCUUCUUGAAGACCAGCUCAUGCUCUGUUGCAAGGUGAGCAUAGUAGGAGCUGCCUUUAGCAUGCCUGGACAGACCAAGGCACCUGCAGUCAAGGAUCUUAGGCACAUAUUGACAGAUGACCUAGGAGAGCUAUGGGAGAAUUCCCUGUUCACAGACUGCUCCCUGUUGGUAGGUGGCCAUGAAUUCAGGGCUCACAAGGCCAUCCUAGCAGCUCGCUCUCCAGUUUUCAGAGCCAUGUUUCAACAUGAAAUGAAGGAGAGCCUAACAAACCGCAUUGAGAUCCAUGAUCUGGAUUACCAAGUCUUCAAGGAGAUGAUGGGCUUCAUUUACAUGGGGAAGGCACUACAACUUCACAACCACUCCAUGGCUACUGGUAUGUUGUCAGCUGCUGAUAAGUAUGACCUUGAGGGCUUGAAUGUCUUGUGUGAGGAGGCCCUCUGCAGAAACCUCUCUGUGGAGAAUGCUGCACACACUCUCAUCCUGGCUGACCUCCACAGCAUAGAGCAGCUGAAGACUCAGGUCCUGGAUUUUAUUACAGUUCAUGCUUCUAAGGUCUGUGAGACCUCAGGGUGGAAGUCGAUGUUGGAGUCACAUCCCUACUUAGUGACUGAAGCAUUCCACUCCCUGGCUUCUGCACUGAGUGUGUCCUUUGACCCCUCACUCAAAUUCCGAAAGAUGUUGGAGAUUUUGAGGAACUAG